Messenger RNA from Eublepharis macularius, 462 nucleotides. RefSeq names its product galectin-1-like. NCBI's taxonomy places the organism in Eukaryota, Metazoa, Chordata, Lepidosauria, Squamata, Eublepharidae. Gene Ontology annotation, molecular function: carbohydrate binding; laminin binding. The coding region runs from base 62 to 457 and encodes 131 amino acids. The record is from RefSeq and is a predicted model, not a curated record. The transcript has 4 exons.
GGAACGGAAGCCAGCUUGCUAAGCCUUAGCAAUCCCAAGUGGAAGAUCUACAGAUUUCCCAAUGGCAAACCAACUGAGCAUCACCAACUUGAAGACGGUCCGUGGGGGUGACUCUAUCCUUGUGCAGGGGAAGGUGCCACCAAAUGCUGAGAGGUUUGCCAUCGACCUGGGCCGAGAUUCAAAGAACUACUUGAUUCACUUUAACCCUCGCUUUGCUGAAAAGGUGAUUGUGUACAACUCCAUGACGGAUGGUAACUGGAGUACGGAGACCCGGGACUUUCACUUCCCAUUCAAGCAGGGAGAAGUCACCAAGGUCCUUUUCACCUUAGAGAGAGAUGAAGUGAAAGUGACUUAUCCCGAUGGCUAUGUGUUCGAUUACAAAAGCAAAUCAAACCUGGACUACGUCGAUUACGUCCAAAUGGCGGGCAUCGAGACCCAAUCUAUCGACAUCAAAUGAGUCCA